Messenger RNA from Lathyrus sativus (Indian pea), 339 nucleotides. The record is from the annotation of a GenBank genome assembly. NCBI's taxonomy places the organism in Eukaryota, Viridiplantae, Streptophyta, Magnoliopsida, Fabales, Fabaceae.
AUGAAUGAACCUAAACUCAUGAAAAUCAAGAAACUCACAGAGGAUCUUAUUGGGCUCAAUGAGUUGGAGGAAAAGAUCCUUAGCCAAAAAGCUAAAAUUGAAUGGCUAAAAUUGGGUGAUGGCAAGAAUAUAUUUUUUCAUGCCUCCCUCAAGGCUAAGCAUCAUGCUAAAAGUAUUGCAUCUUUGUCUGCUGCAGAUGGUUCUAGGGUCACCAGCCAUGCAAAAAUUGAGGAAGCAAUUUUGGAUUACUAUGGUAGAUUGAUGGGCCAGAAAGAGGACAACCUGAGCUAUAUUGACGUGACUUCUAUGAGGGAGGGCCCUCACCUGACAGUUGAUUAA